Lindgomyces ingoldianus is the source of this 1029-nucleotide messenger RNA. RefSeq lists its product as uncharacterized. Bases 1 to 1029 code for a protein of 342 amino acids. The record is from RefSeq and is a predicted model, not a curated record. The transcript is spliced from 2 exons. Lineage: Eukaryota; Fungi; Ascomycota; Dothideomycetes; Pleosporales; Lindgomycetaceae.
AUGGAUCCGCUCAGCAUAACCGCCAGCACCAUUGGUAUUCUACAGCUUUCGAGCAAGGUAAUCGAGACCUCGACGAAGUCAAAGAUUGCCCCGAAAGACCGCGCACAAUGUGCUAUUGAAGCAUCAAAUCUCCGCUAUCUUCUUACUAUGUUAAAAAACCGACUUGGGGGAACUUCCAACGAGCCUUGGUAUAAAUGGGCCCAAGAACUUGGUAGGAAGGAUGGCCCGCUUGACCAGUAUAAGCUUGCAUUGGAACAGUUGCAGGGAAAAAUAACAAGGCAAGGAGGAAUAAAGAAUAUACGUCAGCUUCUUCUUGGGAAAUUUAUUAAAGGUGAAAUCAUGGAGUUGAUGACACGGAUAGCACGCUUGACGAUGAUUGUGCAGGUCGCUUUAGAAAUGGGCCAUUUGUUAGUCUUAUGUUUGAUCAAGAACUCACGCCCUUAUAGAAAACUUUCUCAAGCGAUCGGAAAAGGCCAAUCGGAUUUUAUUGCCCGGAGACAAGAGGGAGCUGGUCUAUGGUUCCUUAACCCUGUAGAGUACUUUGAGUGGAUUCAAGGAUCGCAGAAGACCCUUUUCUGUCCCGGUAUCCCCUGUGCUGGCAAGACUAUGAUGGCUGCAAUCACGAUUGAUCACUUGUUGGGAUCUGUCCAUUGCAACGAUACUGGAGUGGCAUAUUUAUAUUGCAACUACAAAGCGCAAGCAGAUCAGACAACUACUAAUCUACUUGCCGCCAUUCUGAAACAGCUAGUUCAGGGUCGGCCAUCAGCAGCGGAACCCGUAGUAUGCUUCUACAAUUAUCACAUCAGAUAUAGGACAAAAUCAUUGCUUGAAGAAGUUUCCAAUGCUUUACACUCAGUACUUACUAGUUGCUUGAUUGUGUAUCUUGUUGUCGAUGCCUGGGAUGAAUGUUCGAACAAAGAAGGCACGCGCAGCCAGCUUCUCAACAAGCUUCAUGAUUUGCAAACUCAAACAGAUCUACAACUCAUGGUUACCUCUCCGUUUAUUUUAGCUAUAGUGAGCGAGAUCUAA